AUGGACGAUCCCCACUGCAGCCAGGUGGGACAGGCCGGCAGAGCCACUUGCUACGGCAGCCUGAGCGAGGAGGCCAUUGACACCCCCCAGCCCGGCAGCUCAGCCCUGGACCAGAAGAGCACAGCCAAUGUCUUCAGUGAUGGCUCUACACAGAUAGGAGAACACCCAGCCCCACAAGACCACCAAGUCCCACAGGAGAGGGACACGCAGGAUGGGGACAGCUCUGGGAUCUGCUGCUAUUCCCACCCAUGGGGUGGGUACGAGCUCCCUUUCCUCACCACAGACUUUGUCCUGGUGUGGGAAACUCUUCCUUGGGAGCUGAGUGGGCAGCAAGACAGCCAUGAGAACAGGGGCUUGCAGGAAGGAUCUGCCACCAUCCACAAGACCUGGCGGAAGAAGUUUCUGGACAAUCUUCAUGCUGCAGGGAUCCACAUGGAGAAGCACACAGCCUGCAUGGAGAAGAAGGUGGUGCAUUACCUGCUGCUGAGCACGCCCUGGAGUGUGCUCUGCUACUACGCCGAGGAGCUGCGGCUCCGUGUGCCGCUGCAGGCACUGCCCAGACAGACCUCCAACUGGUCAGCCAGUGUGCUGCAGAAGCUGGGCAUCCCCAACCUGAUGGCCCAGGAGGUUCCCAACCUGCCACUGGACUACUACACCUGCCCCUUCAAGGCCAACAAGCUGUGCUGGUUCCUGGGGAGCAAUCAGCAGGACACCUUCUUCUCCAUGACCCAGCGGCACCAAAUUCUCCACGAGAUCCUGGCCACGACACAGUAUGGCCACUCUAGGGAGCGGGAGGUGGGGGUGGACCAGCUGCUGAGCAAGAACGUCUUCACUGCUGCCUUCCCACUGCACGAGGGCCCCUACAAACUGCAGCUGGAGGAGCUGGCUGCCGGCAGCCUCAGCCAGCGCCAGGUCCUCUUCCAGUACUGGGACAGCUGGGGGAAAUGGAGCAAGUACCAGCCGCUGGAUCACAUCUGCAAGUACUUUGGGGAGAAGGUGGCUUUCUACUUUGCCUGGCUGGGAUUCUAUACGGGAUGGCUCUUGCCUGCCGCGGUGGUGGGAAUGGUGGUGUUCAUCACAGGCAUUUUCCUGAUGUUCAGUGACGUGCCUUCGCAGGAGAUCUGUGAGAGUGCAGAGCAAUACUGGAUGUGGGGCUGCAGCAGCAUCUGCCCACCGUCCGACCUGGGGCAGCAGAACAUGCCCACACCCCACUGCUCAUACCCCGCGUGCUCUUUGCAGAUUGCCAUGGUUGUGAUGUUCCUGGUCUCUGUUAUCCUCUACCAGGCAGUGCUCGCCAUCUUCCUCUCCAGCUCGGGGUACUUCUGCUUUGUGGCUUCGGCAUCCCGCAUCGCUAGCAUCACCGGCUCAGUUGUGAACCUCAUCUUCAUCCUCGUACUCUCCAAGAUCUAUAUUUCGCUGGCUCAUUUCCUCACCAAGUGGGAGAUGCACCGCACCCGGACCAAGUACGAGGAUGCCUUCACCUUCAAAGUGUUCAUCUUCCAGUUUGUCACCUUCUACUCCUCUCCCAUUUACGUCGCCUUCUUCAAGGGCAAGUUUGUCGGCUACCCUGGGAACCACAUGAGCUUUCUGGGGGUCCGAAACGAGGAGUGCAUCCCAGGCGGGUGCUUCACUGAGCUGGCACAGGAGCUGCUGGUCAUCAUGGUGGGGAAGCAGAUCAUCAACAACGUGCAGGAGGUGGCCAUCCCGAAGCUGAAGUGCUGGUGGCACAAGCACAAGCUCCUCUCCACCCAGAAGACAAGGAAGGAGGCAGAGCAGCCACCCUGGGUGAUGAACCACCAGCUGCUGGUGUUUGAGGGGCUGUUUGAUGAGUACCUGGAGAUGGUCCUACAGUUUGGCUUCAUCACCAUCUUUGUGGCAGCCUGUCCCCUGGCACCCCUCUUUGCCCUCCUCAACAACUGGGUGGAAAUCCGCCUGGAUGCCCAGAAGUUCAUCUGUGACUACCGGCGGCCAGUGGCCGAGCGAGCACAGGGCAUUGGCAUCUGGUUCUCCAUCCUGGAGGCCAUCGCUCACCUGGCUGUCACCAGCAACGCCUUCCUCAUCGCCUUCACCUCCGAUUUCCUGCCCCGCAUGUACUAUGAGUACGUCCAUGACAGCAGCCUGCGUGGCUAUGUGAACUUCGCCUUAGCGUAUGCGCCGUGGGACUUCGUCCUGCAGAGCAACACCACAUGCAGAUACAGAGCAUUUAGGGACCGAGACAGCAACUUGACCUUGACUUACUGGCAGCUGCUGGCUGUACGCUUGGGCUUCGUCAUCGUGUUCGAGCACGUGGUUUUCUUUAUUGGACGUGUCAUCGCAUGGCUGGUACCUGACAUUCCUGAGUCUGUAGAGGUCAAGGUGAAGCGUGAACAGUACUUGGCCAAGGAGGCCCUGGCUGAGAACAAGGUUCUUUUGGAGAGACAGGAGACAAGAAGCAAGGCCAGUAUCAUGGAUCAAGCUGCAGGCAGGGACUGGGAAACGGAGCAGCUGGCCAGCAGCUGAGCCGCGCAGCAUGCCUGAGGCCCAUGGAUGGUGCUGGGACUGAACAGCUGUCCCCGAAUCCCCCAUAGGCCAGCCUGGAGCCGCAGGGCAGCAGGCAUGGGCCUGCCCUGCCUGCCUGGCACCCGCGGUUUGGGGACGUGGAGAGGGAUGCCGCUGGCUCUGGGUGUUUGUCCAAGUUUGUUGGUAACCACAAGGUAACUCCAGCACCGAGUUAAUGACCAGCACGAAAUGAAGAGGCCAUGCUGAGCUCAUAGAGGGCAGUGCCGGCAGCAGCUGCACAGCGCAGCCACAGCUCUGCUUCCAGGGCAGGGCUGCAGCCUCCUGCUCU
This is a messenger RNA of Columba livia (rock pigeon), 2827 nucleotides long. RefSeq names its product anoctamin 7 (gene ANO7). Lineage: Eukaryota; Metazoa; Chordata; Aves; Columbiformes; Columbidae. Gene Ontology annotation, biological process: chloride transmembrane transport; calcium activated phospholipid scrambling. The coding region runs from base 1 to 2499 and encodes 832 amino acids. The transcript has 21 exons. The record is from RefSeq and is a predicted model, not a curated record. Gene Ontology annotation, cellular component: plasma membrane. Gene Ontology annotation, molecular function: protein dimerization activity; chloride channel activity.